UAAAGCUAGAGGACCAUUUUUACUGAUACUCGGUCGUGAGGGAGAACAGUUGACAGGAGGAAAGUUCCUCCAUACAAUCAACAGAACCAAAAGGUCUUCAAACUAAGAUACAAUUUCAGUGAACCAAUUUUGGAAAGCUAUUUCAGCAGUUGUAUGUAAUUUAGGCAUUACGAAAAGAAAGCUAGUCUAGCCAUUGUGUCAGUGACUAAUAGUUUAGGGUUCAAGGAUCAGGUAGACAGUCAAGCCAAAAUUGCGACAGCAGAAUGACAGACGUCACUUGUUGCAAAACCACCAAAACGCUGAAUUUCAAUGUUGGGGUUCUUGGACAUGUUGACAGCGGCAAGACCUCACUUGCCAGGUCGCUCAGUAGCACAGCAUCAACGGCUGCCUUUGAUAAAAACCCGCAGUCCCGAGAGAGGGGCAUCACUUUGGACCUCGGAUUCUCCUCUUUUACUGUGGACCUCCCGGACCAUUUACGGGAAAGCGCCUAUGAAAGCUUACAGUUUACCUUAGUGGACUGUCCUGGACAUGCGUCUUUAAUUCGCACCAUCAUUGGAGGGGCCCAGAUUAUUGACCUGAUGAUGCUGGUGGUGGAUGUGGUGAAGGGGGUCCAGACUCAGACAGCAGAGUGUCUGCUUGUUGGCGAGCUGACCUGCCCUAGAAUGGUGGUCAUCCUCAACAAGACUGACCUUCUGCCCCCCAACAAGAGACAGGGCGCCAUCGAAAAGAUGACCAAGAGACUUCACAAGACCUUGGAGAACACAAGUUUCAAAGACUGUCCAGUAAUUGCUGUGGCAGCAAGGCCUGGAGGUCCUGAGGCGGCGGACACAGAUGAGCCCCAGGGUAUCCCUGAGCUCAUAGAGUUGCUGAAGAGCCAGACAUACCUCCCUCACAGAGACCCAGAGGGGGCCCUGCUCAUGGCUGUGGACCACUGUUUCUCCAUCCGAGGUCAGGGCACGGUUCUGACUGGAACCAUCCUGCAGGGGGCGCUGGCUGUCAAUGACACUGUGGAGAUCCCAGCGCUCAAGGUGACGAAGAAAGUCAAGUCCAUCCAAAUGUUCAGGAAGCCUGUGUCUGCAGCUAUGCAGGGCGACCGGGUGGGGGUGUGUGUGACCCAGUUUGACCCCAAACUCCUGGAGCGGGGGGUGGUGUGCACCCCGGGCUCCCUGCACACCAUCCACGCUGCCCUCAUCUCAGUCAGGAAGAUCGGCUACUACAAAGGCCCCCUCGCUUCCCGGGCCAAGUUCCACAUCACCGUGGGCCAUGAGACCGUCAUGGCCAGGGUCACCUUCUUCGGCCUCCCCCCUGGUCAGACCCCCGCCAUGCCCUCCGCCCCUCAGCUGGAGCCUGUCGCCAUGGACACACCCUUCUCCUUUGACAGAGAUUACUUCCACCAGGAAGAAUACAUCAUUGGCCAGGGGGAGGCGGGAGGGGUGAAGUCGGACCCAGAACAGUGGGCCCUGCUGGAGUUUGAGCGUCCGGUCACAUGCCCGUCUCUCUGCUUGGUCAUUGGUUCUAAGCUGGACACAGACAUCCAUGCCAACGCAUGUCGACUGGCCUUCCAGGGGAGACUGUUGGAGGGCUUUGAGGAGAAAGGCUAUGCUGAGACCACGCUGCCCCGCCUGCGCAUCUACAAGACCAAGCAGAAGGAGGGCCAGGUGGAGAGGGUGACUGAUGACUACACUGUGAUUGGUCGAAACCUGUUCAAGAAGGAGACCAACCUGCAGAUGUUUGUGGGGUUAAAGGUCAAGCUGUCAACGGGUGAGGCCGGGGUCAUCGAGGGUGGCUUUGGACAGAGUGGAAAGUUUAAGAUCCGGGUACCAGAGGGUUUAAGCCCAGAGACCAAACAACUCCUGUCUUCUUCCUCUAAGAAGAAAGGAAAGGGGGGGGCAAAAGGGGAGCCGGUCAAAGAGGAGGAGCCAAAGACAGACUCUCAACCUAUCAGCAUCCAUCUCACUUUCAAAAGAUAUGUCUUUGACCCCCAUAAGAAAAUGGUCCAGUCCUGAUCUAUAGAGCACAGGGCCAUAGGAUGAAACCACUUUACACAGUGCUGGGUAAGAGAGAAGGGGGAUGACUGUAUGAACACAUCUCCCAAUCAGAAAGACAUGGAGCUAUAGUUUGAAUGUUCUGUGUCGUGCUGAGAUGCCUAAGCACAGAGAUGUUGUUUCUUUGAGAGCCCAGUUAUAGUUGAGGUCAUAGCAACAAUAUUUUUUACACACUACAUUUUUGUCAAACUUAGAAAUUGAGUCAAAUUUCGAAUAUGGUAAAUUUCCAGAGAAUAUCCUGACUUUCGAUACAGUUCUGUUCUAUAUCUUUGAUCCUGACCUGCUCUUUCCUUCCACCCUGUCCGAUAUUUCCCUCUCUCUCUCUCUCUCUCUCUCUCUCUCUCUCUCUCUCUCUCUCUCU
Molecule: messenger RNA, 2406 nt
Organism: Hypomesus transpacificus
Lineage: Eukaryota; Metazoa; Chordata; Actinopteri; Osmeriformes; Osmeridae
Gene: eefsec
Product: eukaryotic elongation factor, selenocysteine-tRNA-specific
Biological process (GO): selenocysteine incorporation
Molecular function (GO): translation elongation factor activity; GTPase activity; GTP binding
Source: RefSeq, a predicted model, not a curated record